AGGAGCUGAGCAUGGAGAGCAGGGAGGACAAAUCCCCACGGCAGAACCUGGUGGAAGAGGCUGUUUUGAGUGGCUCCACGGUGCAGGAACCCAACGGGGAGGAAAAGCCCCAGAGAUCCCGCACGAGGAGGGGCUGCAAACGCAGAUGGCAGGGAUCUGAGGGGGAAAGAGCCAGCCUGGGCCGGGAAGGCGGCCGGAGAUGGAGCCAGAGCUCGGAGCUGGUGCUUCAUGAGCAGCUCCAUGAUGGGGAGAAGCCCCACACGUGUGGGGAGUGUGGGAAGAGCUUCAGGAGGAGCUCCAACCUGAUCAUGCACCAGAGGACCCACACUGGGGAACGGCCCUACGAGUGUGAUCAGUGCAGGAAGAGGUUUCAGACCAGCUCCAAUCUCCUCCUGCACCAGCACACUCACACAGAGGAGAGGCCCUUCCGCUGCCCCGACUGCAGGCAGGGCUUCAGGCAGAAUGCCCAUCUUGUCACGCACCGACACAUCCACACUGGGGAGAGGCCCCACGAGUGUGAGGAAUGUGGGAAGAGCUUCAGCCGGAGCUCCAACCUGAUCAGGCACCAGAGAACCCACACUGGGGAGAGGCCUUACGAGUGUCGGGAGUGUGGGAAGAGCUUCAGCUGGAAUUCCAACCUGAUCCUCCACCAAAAGAUCCACACUGGGGAGAGGCUCUACGAGUGUUCUAAGUGUGGGAAGAGGUUUCAGAGCAACUCCGAUCUCCUCAAGCACUAUCAGAUUCACAGAGAGGAGAGGCCCUUCCAGUGCCCUGACUGCGGGAAGGGAUUCAAGCACAGCUCCACCCUCAUCACCCACCGGCGCAUCCACACUGGGGAGAGGCCCUACGAGUGUCCCCAGUGUGGGAAGAGCUUCAGCUGGAGCUCUAACCUGACCCAACACCAACGGAGGCACCGAGGUGAGAAGCCCUACAAGUGCUUGGAGUGUGGGAAGAGCUUCAGGCAGAGCUCUUACCUGAUCCAGCACCAGAUGAUCCACACUGGGGAAUGGGCCUUCGAGUGUGGGGAAUGUGGGAAGGGCUUCAGCUGCAGAUCCAAGCUCCUCAAUCACCAACACAUCCACACUGGGGAGAGGCCCUACGAGUGUCCUGAGUGUCAGAAGAGGUUUCAGACCAGCUUCCAUCUCCUCAGGCACCAGCUGAUUCACACGGAUGAGAGGCCCUUCCGCUGCCCUGACUGCGGGAAGGGCUUCAAGCACAACUCCACGCUCAUCAGGCACCGGCGCAUCCACACUGGGGAGAGGCCCUACGAGUGCACCCAGUGUGGGAAGAGGUUUCAGACCAGCUCCGUUCUCCGCCUGCAUGAGCGCAUUCACACGGAUGAGAGGCCCUUCUGCUGCCCUGAGUGCAGGAAGAGCUUCAAGCAAAAUGCCCACCUCAUCACCCACCGGCGCAUCCACACUGGGGAGAGGCCCUACGAGUGUCCCCAGUGUGGGAAGAGGUUUCACACUAGCUCCAGUCUCCUCCUGCAUGAGCGGAUUCACACAGAGGAGAGGCCCUUCCGCUGCCCUGACUGUGGGGAGGGCUUCAAGCGCAACUCCACCCUCAUCAGGCACCGGCGCAUCCACACUGGGGAGCGGCCCUACGAGUGUCCCCAGUGUGGGAAGAGCUUCACCCAGAGCUCUCACUUGACCAGACACCAACAGAUGCACCGAUAAGGGAAGCCCUGCAAAUGCCCCCACUGCAGUGCUCUUCAUGCACUGCUCCAGCUUCAUCCCCUAUUGGAGGUCCCACGUUGGGAAGAGCCCUGGUUAUCCGUGUUCCCCAUGAUCCAUGCUGGCAAGACACCUGUACCUUUUCCUGCCCCUGCCAGUGACAUGAUGUGGGAUUGAAGAACAUGAGGGUCUGGCCGUGGCCGUGACAUUACAUUCACUCCCACCUCAGGUCAUUGCCAGGGGCAGGAAAGGGACUCUCUCUCUCCCUGAGGAGAAGGGUGUCCUUUCCAGGCAGGAGGAAAUACAUGGCCAGGAAGAGCCAGCCGUUGAUGUUGUAGUUUUCCCUGUAAGUUGAUUUUCUUAUUCCUUCUGUUAUCAAUAUUGUUUCUGUUCCUCUUUGUUCUUUAUCUUGUU
This is a messenger RNA of Haemorhous mexicanus (house finch), 2087 nucleotides long. Its product is annotated as zinc finger protein OZF-like. The transcript has 3 exons. The record is from RefSeq and is a predicted model, not a curated record. Gene Ontology annotation, molecular function: DNA-binding transcription factor activity, RNA polymerase II-specific; RNA polymerase II cis-regulatory region sequence-specific DNA binding. Bases 12 to 1676 code for a protein of 554 amino acids. NCBI's taxonomy places the organism in Eukaryota, Metazoa, Chordata, Aves, Passeriformes, Fringillidae. Gene Ontology annotation, biological process: regulation of transcription by RNA polymerase II.